CUCCCCGUCUUGUUUCUGUCUCUCUCUCUCUUUGACGACAAAUCCAACUCAGCUGGACUUACCGCUGCUUCAGAGAUCGUCACUAGCUUUGCUGUCUCAGUCUCAAUCUCACUUUUAGACAGUCCCUGAACGGACUAACGCUCUCUCUCGCCUCCGACCAUCCUCCGAAGGUUUCCGACCAAAGUACCAACGGUGUGCGGGCAUCAUGUCCACGGUUCAGAAAUGGACGGUCUCUGAGCCCUAUCUCGACAUACCCGGUACCCUACUCGAGGGUCCGUUCCAUGAUGAGGCCAGGAACGAAUUUCGCUUCGUGGAUAUCUUAGACCAGAAGCUCUAUACUCUCGACCUUGCACAAGGUCCUUCGUCUUUGAAAACCUUAGACAUUGUCAACUCGAUCGGAGUCACCGCCAAUAUUGCCGGUGAUUCCCACCAGGAUCAGAUAGUUGUAGCCGCUAAACAUGGAUUUGCCCUGGCCAACCGCGAUACGGGGGAGUUGUCCUAUAUCCGCGCUGUCUGGGAUGAUCAGAAUGAUCCGAACAAGUCCAUUAGACAUAGGAUGCGGUUCAAUGAUGGAGCGGUCGACAGCCACGGCCGAUUCUGGGCCGGGGCCAUGAACGACAACAAAUUCGUACAGCCAGGUCCCGUAGGGACCAUAUUUCGCCUGGAUCCGGAUUUGAAACUGUAUCGUAUGGUAGAGCAGGUGACCAUCCCCAACGGAAUUGGCUGGAGCCCUAACGACGACACGAUGUACCUGACCGACUCGCCCACGGCCAAGAUUUACGCCUUUGACUUUGAUGCCAGCACCGGGGCGAUCAGCAACCGGCGCGUCCACUUUGAUCUUGCGGAACCGCAAGAGCCAGAUGGAUUUGCCAUUGACACGGAGGGUUGCAUCUGGAGUGCCAUCUACGGCGGUGGACGGGUCAUCCGUAUUUCGCCCGAAGGCAAGGUCAUUGGAGUAGUCUCGGUCCCGACAAGGAAUCCCACCUGCCCGGCCUUUGUUGGGACGGAGCUGUUCAUCACCACGGCCAAAGAUGAUACGAAUGAUGAGGCGCUGCCAGAGUCCAUCCGGUAUGGAGGACGACUAUUCCGGGUGGAUGUUGGGGUCCGGGGCCAGCCUAAGAAUCCGUUUCGACUUGAAGGGUAAUGAGGAAUAAGCCAUGUAGAGAACCGG
Aspergillus wentii DTO 134E9 is the source of this 1171-nucleotide messenger RNA. Its product is annotated as SMP-30/gluconolactonase/LRE family protein. Gene Ontology annotation, biological process: L-ascorbic acid biosynthetic process. The record is from RefSeq and is a predicted model, not a curated record. Gene Ontology annotation, molecular function: calcium ion binding; gluconolactonase activity. Bases 206 to 1144 code for a protein of 312 amino acids. Lineage: Eukaryota; Fungi; Ascomycota; Eurotiomycetes; Eurotiales; Aspergillaceae. The transcript is spliced from 4 exons.